This is a messenger RNA of Trichobilharzia szidati, 4382 nucleotides long. The record is from the annotation of a GenBank genome assembly. NCBI's taxonomy places the organism in Eukaryota, Metazoa, Platyhelminthes, Trematoda, Strigeidida, Schistosomatidae.
AUGUUGUCUUCCAGUUUAACCGAAAAAUCAGCUAAGAAAAGCAAAUCCGGUUUUAAAGGAUUGUCUAGGUCGAAGAAGCAUAAAAAAAGCAACGUGGAUGAUAUUGAUACUACAAAUGUUACAUCUACCACUAAUAUUACUUCUACUCUUCCAACGAGUAUUAUCUCGUCUACCAGUUUGUUAAAUAAUAAAUCGUCGAAAAUGAAAACUUCUUUUCAAAUUGUCACUAAUGAUGAUACCAAUCUUAGUAGUCCACUGUCGGUUGUCCCUACUGCUGCUGAAAAGAUAAGUAAUAGUAAGUCCAAAAGAAAAAUCAAGAAGAAAGAAUUGAAACAAAAGAAAGUGUCUGAACAAUCUAAUAUGGAUGCUGCUCUUCCUAUAUCUGCAACAGUACAACAACCUGUGAAAAGUAAAAAGAAACGAGGCUUGAAAUUGCAUUCGCAUAAAUCAGUAUUGAAUGGUGAGAAAGCAGUAAAAAUUGUCACUAAGCCGAUUUUUGGAGUUCCUUUAGAUGUUGCUUGUAACAGAAAUCCAAGUCAUGACGAAGUUAUGCUACCGGCAUUUUUCCGACAUUGCAUUGACUAUAUCGAACAAUAUGGUCUUAGUUCAGAAGGCAUAUAUCGUGUACCUGGCGUUCAUUCGCAAGUCCAAGCAGUUAUUUCUUCUAUUGAUAAUGGUCAAGAAUUUCCAGAUAUCCCACCAACCUCUGCGACGUUUUAUCAUAAUCAAGACGUAUUCACAAAACAUCGUUCUAGUCACUUUCUAAUCGGUACCACAGAUAUCAAUUUCAAAGGCAAAACACGACAUUUAAGUUCAUCUUAUACAGGAGCUAAGGAAUUCAAUUCAAUACUGUCUCCCAAAAUUUCAGAAAAUCGUGGUGUAGUUACACCAACGUCGGCCAGUUUCAUUUCCAGUGCUUUCAGUGUUAAAAAUCCAACGGCAGGUGUUGGUAGCUGCAGUAGUAAUGCUGGUGUCGGCAUCUCCAGUACUGAUUCACCUGCGAAACAUCUUUUACCGACUUCAUCGUUGCUUGCUGCCAAUGCUGCAACAUCAAUUUAUCCACAGUCAACUCUACCACAUGAUCCCGCAGUUAUUGCCAGUGUUAUCAAACAAUUUUUACGUAGUCUGCCCGAGUCAAUUUUGACAAAACGCUUGAGUAAUGUUAUUGAAUCCUUAUCAACAGACACUGUACAAUUCUAUCACAAUUUGGCUGCUUUAGUACAUCAAGAAUUGCCGGUGUCCAAUCGAUAUUUACUAGCUUGGAUUAUACAGCAUAUGAUGCAUAUUAUUGAUAGAGCUGGUGAAAACCGUAUGACAUUAGCCAACAUCAUUAUUGUCCUGUCACCGUGUCUGGGAAUUAGUCAUCGUCUAUUGUCGAUUUUGUUGAAUCCUACGCCACCGAAAGAUUUCUCCUUGGAUCUAUGUAAAUUAGAUCCAAAGCUGCCAGCAUUUAAUCCUGAUAAGUCAAAUAUUGAUCCUAGCACUUGGCAUUGGUUGUUUCCUCAUCCUGUGUACUUAUUAAGACCGUAUAUACCUCCGUUGAAAUUAAUCCAUGGACUAGAAUUACCCGAUUCCAAUGAAGAAUUGGAUGUAGAAUUGAAGAAACAAGAAUCUCUAUUAGCUCAUUUAUGCGAAGAAAUAAAAUUGGGUGAGACGAGUCCUGGUAAAGAAUAUCUCUUACGUGAUGUACAACAUAUUAUCACUGAAAUAAAACGACGUAAAGCGCUGACUGAUCCAGAGGCUAUAAGACAAGAGAUAAUUAAACAACAGACACAAUUGGAUAGAUUGCAUUUAGCAAUAGCCCAGUGUACAACGAUCGAUGCACAUUCAGAUACAUCCAGUGGAUUAUCACAAUUGAAAGAUAAUUCCACAUCUGGUCAACGCAGAAGAAUAACUGGAAGUGAUAAGUCGUCAAAAAGUCAUCAUCACCAUCACAGUCAUCGUCAUCAUAAUACUGAUCAUCUACAUCAGUUAACAGAUAAAAAGAUCCCUUAUUCAGAUGAAUUAUGGGAAGUACAACGUCAAAUAACAAUGCUUAAGCGUAAAUUGAAACAACAUGAAAAAUUGAGUGAACAGCAACAACAAUCACAAUCAUCUUUGACGACAAUUACAAAUUCGGAGAUGAUAGGGACAGCAGUGGCAACAGCAGUACAAGGAGCAUCAAUAUCUCCACUUCCGUCGCAAUCAUCAACAACAACCUGUCAUUCACCGUCGGUAUUAUACAUGUCUGGUGCUCCAUUAAUUAUACCCUCAGUCUCAGAACUGGAUCAAGAAGAAGUACUCAAUCUAACGUUAAGAAAAUUGACAAUUGAACCAUCAAUAACGACUACGACGACGACGACGGCAACAGCAUCAGCAGUAACAAAUACAAAUGAUGAAUUAAAUUGUUCAACAACAGUAAGCAACAAUACGGGUAACGGUGAUGAAGGUAAAAUAGUCUACUCAUCACAGAAACCUGCUUCAUCAGAGAAUGAUAAUAUGACACUGUUAAAAGAAGCAAAACCCACAUCCUCGUCAACAGCAAUAAAUCAACAAGAUGAAACCAAUGUGUGUAUGGAAAAUCUCUCAGAAACUAAUAAUGCUUCUUUGGAUUUUAAAAGUGGUACUAGUAAAAGUCAAAAUAAUAAUGAAUCUCUAAAUAAUACUGUCAUGUCAGUUCAUGAUACUAAUGCGCCAGCCAGUGUUGCUACUAUUCCUCCUCCUAGUGAACAGUUACCGCAUAAUAAUAAUGAAAAUCAAUUUGAUGAAAACUUGACAUCAUGUGCUGCAGCUUCUGAAACUCAGCAGAAAGAUUCAGAUAUUCAGGCCACUGACCAGGAAGUACAUCCAGAGUUUACUCAUCAAACGUAUGCUUCACCUAGAGAUUAUGAUGAAGUUUUCAAUCAAAAUUCUAUAAGCACGAUAGCUCCCAACGUUUUACUCUCACAUUAUCUAAUGACAGAUUCUCCAUCUCUGCCACCACCACCUGAUUUAGCGCCAAAAUUGACAGAGUUCAUAGAGCCUAGUGCUAUUAUGUCUACUAAUACUACAAUGGUGACGACAACCUCUCCCUUUAUACAGGAUCCUAAUCAACGUCAGAUCAUGUAUUACAAAGCACGAAAACAAGAAUUAAUUGCUAUACAAGCAGAUUUAAAAGCACGAAUUCGAUCUGAAAAUGCAGAAAUUAAUCGACUUCAGUUAUGCAUCAAUCAUCUUCUGGAGUCUGGUGGCCGGCGUGCUAGACGAAUAUACCGUACAUAUGUAACAGCGAAACACUUAUGUCCAUCUUGGUUGUAUAAUCAAAAUCCAAUUAUUUCAACAUCAUCACAGCAUAACACGAUGAGUGGUGGAGAAGAUGAUGAUGACGAAGGAAACAAUGACGAGAAAAAAUGUAACUGGCAUAUUUCACAACCAUGGACAAAAAUUGCAGAGAAUUUAACAAAUCUCUCUGCUAAUCCCAAUCUUCAUGAUGAUGACGAUGAUGAUGUUAAUGUUAGUGUUAAUCGUUAUAAAAAUCCUAGUCAAUAUAACAGUGUAAACAAGCAGAAAGAGAAAUGUCUACUUGAUGAAGAAGAUUCGAGUGAUUCAGAUAGCCAACAUCAUCAUCAUCAUGGUCAUCGUCAUUCUGACGAGGAUGAUAACGAUGAUGAUGAUGACGAAGAUAAUGAUAGAAGUGAAGAUGGUGACGAGGAGGAUUCACUUGAAGAGCCAAUUCUAUUGAAUAGAAAUUCAUCACCUGAUUCAGUUGCUUAUUCACGACUUACAGAAGAAGGCGAAGACGAUGAAAAUGACUUGAAACAGCUUGUAGACAAAAAGUGUUGUGAACAGUCGAUAAAUUCUGAAAAUGAAAAUCAGACACAAACUACACAAAACGAUAGAGAAGAGGAGGAUGAUGAUGAUGAAGAAGAUGAUGAUGACGACGAUGACGAAUGUGAAUUGGAAUUAGCUACAACACUUCAUCAACUUACACUAGAUAAUGCACGUCUAGAACAAUUGAAUGCACGUUCAUUAGAAGCUAUACAAGCUGAAAGAGAUCGUUGUGCUGAUUUAAAAGUCUUGUUGAAACUUCGUCAUAAUUCUUAUAUGAUGAAACCAAUGGAGACGAUGGAAUCGUCAACAUCGGAAUUCACUGAUUCCCUUCAUCAUCAACAUUCCAGUCAUAAUCAAUCACAAUCAAUUACUGCAUAAAAAGGAAUACGGAAUUAUUAUUAUCAUUAUUCAGUGAACGAGGAAAGUGAAAUAAGCAGUUUAAACAGGUGAAGCAUUUAAUCCAGUUGAUGUAGUCCAUACUGCUACUACUACUACUACAUGUAAUCAAAAUCUGUGCAAUGCACAUUAUAAAAUGAAAUUAUAAUGAAGUUUAUCUGUGAUUAUUAAAAAUAACAAUAAUAAUAAUAGACAGU